AUGGCUGAAGUUGGUGGAUCGUACAAGGACCCGUUGACCUGUGAGCAGAAGAAAGAGCUUCGCCAGAUCGCGCAAGCCAUCGUCGCCGACGGAAAGGGAAUCCUUGCCGCUGAUGAAUCAACCGGCACAAUUGGCAAAAGACUCUCGGCGAUCAACUUGGAGAACAACGAAGCAAAUCGUCAAAAGUACCGUCAACUUCUCUUCACCACUCCAAAUCUUGGGCAACACGUCUCGGGUGUGAUUCUCUAUGAGGAAACAUACAAUCAGAACACCGAUAAAGGCGAACGUUUUGUGGACUUGUUGAAAAAGCAAGGAAUCGUUCCCGGAAUCAAGCUCGAUUUGGGAGUUGUGCCAUUGGCGGGAAGUCUCGGCGAGGGAACCACGCAGGGAUUGGAUAAAUUGGCUGAGAAGGCAGCUGCUUUCAAGAAGGGAGGUUGUGGAUUCGCGAAAUGGCGUUGUGUGCUCAAUAUCGGCUCGCACACUCCAUCACACUUGGGAAUGCUCGAGAAUGCGAAUGUUUUGGCCAGAUAUGCUUCUAUUUGCCAACAAGCCGGACUCGUGCCAAUCGUCGAGCCUGAAGUGCUUCAAGAUGGAGACCACGAUUUGGAUAGAGCUCGAAGGGUGACAGAGCAAGUGCUUGCCUACACCUAUAAAGCACUCUCCGAUCAUCAUGUCUACUUGGAGGGAACCUUGUUGAAGCCAAACAUGGUAACUCCUGGUCAAUCAGCCACAAAACGAGCCUCGCACGAGGAAAUCGCUCUUGCCACCGUUGAGGCUCUUCGAAGGGGUGUUCCAUCUGCUGUCCCUGGAAUCACUUUCCUUUCUGGAGGCCAAUCGGAGCUUGAUGCUACCGCUAAUCUUCAUGCUAUCAACAAAGUGAACCUUUUGCGUCCCUGGAAGCUUACUUUCUCAUAUGGACGAGCCUUGCAAGCGAGCGUGUUGAAAGCAUGGGGAGGCAAAGAUGAGAACAUCGAGAAGGCACAAAAGACACUCCUUCACAGGGCUCAAGCUAACGGUAUGGCUGCUAUGGGCAAAUAUGAAGGUGAGGAUGCCGCUGGAGCUGCUGCCGAAUCCCUCUUUGUCGCCAAGCACUCCUAU
Molecule: messenger RNA, 1098 nt
Organism: Mesorhabditis belari
Lineage: Eukaryota; Metazoa; Nematoda; Chromadorea; Rhabditida; Rhabditidae
Source: the annotation of a GenBank genome assembly